AUGUCGGUAUCGAAGCAACAGCAGGAGAUCAUAGAUAAUGUGGUGUCGAGCUUUCUAAAGACUAACGAUACCCUAGCGAAACAGUACUUGAAGCUCAGACAGAAUGUGGUCAAUCUAUCAUCGAAGAUCACGAGCGAAAUUACAACCAGCGGAAAAAUCAACGCAGAACUACUAUUUGAACUCAAGAAAUUGGACGUUGAAUCGUCCCAGGUAUCCCAAGCUUACGAUAUUUAUUUGACUAGAUUAGUGGAUACCCUUAAGUAUGCAGAAACCUACAAACCGCUGUAUUUACUGAAAUUGGAGCAGCAGUACGUUGCAUUAACGGACGCAAAGGAUAGCUUUACCACAAACAUUGCAAUAAUAAGAGAUCAAAGCAAACCCGUUGUCGAAAAGAUGGCUAAAAUCGUCGCUUCUUUUGACAAGGGUAUCUCUUACAAACCUGGAAGUAGAGUACGGGGAGCAGACAUUCUCACUGGAAAAUCCAGCAAUCCUAACCCAGACAGCACACUUAUUGACUAUGCCUCCACUGUCUUCGAAAAAAAGACAUUCGAAGAAAUGUUUGUUGAUGUAGAUAAGAAACUUCGACAACUAAGAACAGUUGAUGAAAUCAACGAUGAAAGUUCAGAGGCGAAGUCAAACGAGCCAGCACCUUCGAUCAACAUCGGCAAAUACUUGGAUGAAACGCUUCAAAACAACAGAGCAUACUUGAGACUCUCGGACUCGAAAUAUUCGUACGACAUCACUCGGACCACCAGUGUUAACGUAGGAAGCACUUCGAUGAGCUUGGACGACUGUAAUACUGCUAUUGAGAGCCUCAUUAAGGAGAUCCAGGGUUUGGUUGAAGGAGGAGCUCUGGCCAAGGAGAGAUGGAUGAGCAAUGCCAGAAAGCUUGAGGUUGUUCAAACUGUGUUACAAAGUCUCGAGGAGACAGAAAUGGAGGUCGAUGGCUAG
Messenger RNA from Sungouiella intermedia, 951 nucleotides. The record is from the annotation of a GenBank genome assembly. Lineage: Eukaryota; Fungi; Ascomycota; Pichiomycetes; Serinales; Metschnikowiaceae.